AGUGUCUUGCUAAGAGUUUCCUAAUAAACUACAUUUCCCAGAAACCACGACUCUGAAACACUGGCGCCAAGAAACCCGGACAUUGGAAGUAACACGCAAGGGUCCAAAACAGCACAGAAAUAAGGAACGUGUUCAGGAUGUCAUCAAAUGCCAGUGUAACUACGCUACAGCUUGGCUUGGUCGCUCAGGCGGACAGACCACCGGUCCAUUUCCUACCGUGUGAGAUUCAGCAGGAUGGACCAGCUGAAGUCUCCCGCUAUUUCACUUCGGCGGUGAAGAACCGAAAACACGAAAUGACCGUUUCAUUUAGGGGUCGUGGGCUGAAAGGUCAAGAGGUCAGCUGUCCACAUGGGUACACAGGACUUGUCCUGAAAGAGGACCACAAGCCCGCUUCUGACCAAGAGGACAGAACAGUAAGGGUGUCAUCGGUCUUCCAUCACUUCACCUACUGGAACCUUGAGACUCCACCCACUUCCGAUGACGGUGUUGUCAUGGCGAUGGCCUGGCCUGAAUUGGCAGAAGCAAUUCACGGGUCAGUAGAUGACUAAAGGAGGAUGUGGGGAAACAAAAUGGAGGCCGUUUCCCUGUGCAGCUGUGGGGCUUUUAGCCUCUCCCCUUCUUAUGGUAUGAUCUCAAAGAAGAAUGCACAAGUUCCACCUUUUAAAAAGUGUGGUGUACCUAAAGGGAUCAAUGAGUGACGAUGGACUCGUGUGUUUUACCAGGGACGGAUGGUCUACCAGGCUGAGGGGCCUUUAGAUUAGCAGCAGACUUGCACCUGUAGAGCUGGCUUCCACCCUUGUCAUUUCCCAAGACAGAAAUAAUGGAAACCAACAUACCUUCCCCUUGAGGUCUACAGUCUAAUCCAUACUUCAUAUGCUUGUAUGCAUUUUAUUCCAAGGCAUUUUCAAGUUCAAUAAAAAUGUGAAUAUUUUUA
Molecule: messenger RNA, 934 nt
Organism: Conger conger (European conger)
Lineage: Eukaryota; Metazoa; Chordata; Actinopteri; Anguilliformes; Congridae
Gene: rnaseh2c
Product: ribonuclease H2, subunit C
Exons: 5
Coding region: 138-548 (136 amino acids)
Biological process (GO): RNA catabolic process
Cellular component (GO): ribonuclease H2 complex
Source: RefSeq, a predicted model, not a curated record